AUGUGUUCUAUUUCUUUGAAAUACUCAUUUACGUCUGAGCUCUCUGAGACAGCAGGGCAAGAAGAGCCGCAUCAUCAGCGAAUUUUGUGAAGGAGCAACAAGAACUAUCGGAUUGAAAAUCAUUGGUGUACAAAAUGAACCACAAUGGCGAUGUCACAGCCUCCUGGGGCGCCCCUGUGUUAACUAUGCGUUCAUUAGAUAUAACAUUGUUUACCCUAACCCUCUGAGCUCUCUGGGUCAAAAAUUCAUUAGCCCAUAGUAUUAUGUAUGGACUAAUCUGCAACGCUUUCAUCUUUUCAAUGAGUAAAUGAAGUUGUAUAGUGUUGAAAGCUGAUGAGAAAUCAAUAAAGAACAAUCUUACAUAAGUGUUCGGAAUGACACACAUGCUGAAUAAUUUGGUUAUGCAGGGUGGCCUGCUUGGUUUCUAUUUAAUACUAAGAUCUUUCUCGAUCCAUGAUGUCUGAGAAGCUGUAGGUAGUGUGGUAGAGAGUGGUGAAUGAAAUCAUAUUUGUUGCAGUGAUUUGAAAUGGGUUUUUACAAUUGAGCACCUGAUAUGGAUGUUCUGAAACCAACCAUUUUACAAAUCGGCAACAGGCUUUACAGGAAAAAUUAUCUUAAAGAGAGUGAGAGUUAUAAUCCUGAAGAUGAACAACUGUAUUCUGAAGGUCCCAUCACUGAUUGUCUGGAUAGAGAUGAGCUGUGUGACAGCUCGCUAGAGAUUGUGGAGACAAAGAGAGGGCUGAGUCUGUCACUAGAAGUCCCGAACUUCUUUUAUAAGUUUAUCAUUGGGAAAAAAGGAGAAACCAAAAGGCGUCUAGAGACAGAAACCCACACACAGAUACUGAUUCCUAAAAUGGGAGAUACACAUGAAACAGUUGUUAUCAACGGCACUGACAGAAAAGGAGUUAUAUCUGCCAAGACAAGGAUUGAUGUUUUAGUGGACUCUGUACGCCAACGACAGCCGUUUACACAUUUUUUGUCUAUUCCUGUCUGCACAGAACACAUUUGUAAGAGAUUUGAAGAUUUCAAAGCCGAAGUGUUAGAAAAAUUCAGUGGGGACAGGGGGUUUGAUGCAAGUCUAUUUCAGAAUCCUAAAAGGCUUCACUUGACCCUAGGGACUCUUGUGCUUCUCAGUGAUGCUGACAUAAGGAGAGCCACCAACUUGUUACUGGAUUGUGACCAAGAAAUAAUAAAACCCACACUACAAGACAAAAGUCUGACAGUACAGAUUUGUGGGCUUGAGUAUAUGAAUGAUGACCCCACUGAGGUUGAUGUCCUUUAUGCCAAGGUUCAAAAAGGAGAAGCAUGUAAAAGGUUACAAACUAUUGUGGAUUACAUAGCAGAAAAACUAUGCAAUUCUGGUUUAAUGAAGAAAGAGUAUGACAGAGUUAAGCUUCAUGUGACUGUCCUCAAUACACUGAUGAGGAAAGACCCCACUGGAAUUUUCGAUGCUGCAAGGCCAGGGACAAAAUUUAGGGAAUCUUUUGAUGCCAGUGGAAUGCUUAGGACAUUCAAAGAUUUUGAUUUUGGACCAUUAUGUGUUGACAGCAUACACCUAUCUCAGCGCCACACUACCAGUAAAUCUGGAUAUUAUGAAAGUGCCUCUAUUAUAGAGUUACCAUAAUUUAUAUUUGUUAUCAUCAGCUGCAACAAAUUUGUUGCAUGUUAUUUUAAAAUUGUAAUAAAACUAAACUAUU
Biomphalaria glabrata is the source of this 1697-nucleotide messenger RNA. Its product is annotated as activating signal cointegrator 1 complex subunit 1-like. The record is from RefSeq and is a predicted model, not a curated record. Gene Ontology annotation, cellular component: nucleus. Lineage: Eukaryota; Metazoa; Mollusca; Gastropoda; Planorbidae. Gene Ontology annotation, molecular function: RNA binding. The coding region runs from base 554 to 1624 and encodes 356 amino acids. The transcript is spliced from 9 exons. Gene Ontology annotation, biological process: regulation of DNA-templated transcription; DNA alkylation repair.